Drosophila sulfurigaster albostrigata is the source of this 1750-nucleotide messenger RNA. It is a transcript of the gene Abi, whose product is annotated as abl interactor 2. Lineage: Eukaryota; Metazoa; Arthropoda; Insecta; Diptera; Drosophilidae. Gene Ontology annotation, molecular function: SH3 domain binding. The record is from RefSeq and is a predicted model, not a curated record. The coding region runs from base 139 to 1575 and encodes 478 amino acids. The transcript is spliced from 7 exons.
CAACACUGUGCUGCGUUCUUUUCACUACGUCUGUACAAUGUAAAACAGCAAUUGCAUUUUUAUAGCAUUUAACGCGACGCAAACCAUUAUUAAUAACUAUUUCAAGUGCAAGCGGAUAGUAAAUCAACAUCUUUACCCAUGUUAACCGAAGCCCCAAUGGCCAGUGACAAAAUCAUGGACGAACUAGCAUCAUUGAUACGCACCGAAAUUCCCGAUGGCCGCCAAAGUCUGCGCGAUAGCUAUACGAACUUGGAGCGUGUCGCGGACUACUGCGAGGACACCUAUUAUCGGGCGGACAACAAGAAGGCGGCCCUCGAGGCGACCAAGAACUACACGACGCAAUCCUUGGCCAGCGUAGCGUAUCAGAUCAAUACUCUCGCCUAUAGCUACAUGCAGCUGUUGGAUCUGCAGGCGCAGCAGCUCAGCGAGAUGGAAUCCCAGAUGAACCACAUUGCGCAGACGGUGCACAUACACAAGGAGAAGGUGGCCAGGCGGGAGAUUGGCGUGCUGACUGCCAACAAGGUGAGCUCGCGUCAGUUCAAGAUUGUGGCGCCCAUCAAUCCCGAGAAGCCCAUCAAGUAUGUGCGCAAACCCAUCGACUAUUCCAUACUGGACGAGAUCGGACAUGGCAUCAACUCGGCUCAAUCCAAUCAACAUGUGCGUCAAAAGCAUCGUGGCUCGAGUCACGGUUCAGUGCAAUCGCUGGUGCCGUCAUCGGUGGGUCCGCCUCCCACCACGAAGCCGCCAACGCCGCCGCAAAUGUCGCGUGCCGGCAACACGGGCACACUGGGCAAAUCGGUCAGCAAUACGGGCACACUGGGCAAGAGUUCGCGGGAGUAUCGCACGCCACCGGUGGUUAAUCCACCGCAAGUGCCUUCGCACUAUGCGCCCAACUAUCCCAUUGGGCAUCCCAAGCGCAUGUCGACGGCUUCAUCGACCACCACAACCACGACAACUGGUGGCGGAGCAGCGGGCAAUGAGCGUGCAGCCGGUUAUAGUGCGUUGCCGAUGCCACCGAGUCAGCAGAUUGCGACGCAUGUGAAUCUGCCGUCGGCUGGAAUGAUGCAAUCGCUGCCACCGCCGCCGCCCACAACUUACGACGACAGGAGCAGCAUGCCACCAGCGCCUCCCUCGCCGCUGACAGUGUCGCAGCACGAGAUGACGGAGCAGAGUCACAUUGGCAUGCACACGCUGGGACGCAACAUCAACAGGAAUCCCAAUAGAAAUCAUUUCAGCUUGAACUUUGCACGUCCUGGUUCGCAAUCGCCACCGCUGCCACCACCGCCGCCGCCAGAGGAUGAGCACCAGGACUUUGGACGUCCUCGAACCUCAACUGGACCGCAGCUGGCGCCCAUUGUGCCCGAGGAUCAGAACUUGCCUGGCUGGGUGCCCAAGAACUACAUCGAAAAGGUGGUGGCCAUUUAUGACUACUAUGCCGAUAAGGACGAUGAGCUGAGCUUCCAGGAGAGCUCGGUGCUCUAUGUGCUCAAGAAGAACGACGAUGGCUGGUGGGAGGGCGUCAUGGAUGGCGUCACUGGGCUUUUCCCCGGCAACUAUGUGGAGCCCUGCGUCUAAGCAAAUGGAAUAAAUAUUAAACAAUAAGACGACGACGACGAUGAAAAGCAACAGCAAAAGCAAACAACGCAAUUUGAGCAUAUUGAUAAACUAAAAGCCACAGCCACGCUCGAGAAAGUAUUCCAUAUAUAAAAAAAAAAAUAGCAUAUAUAUAUAGUUGAAUCAAAAAACAACA